UCGCCACACAUCGACGAUCAUCGUCUUAGCAAAUACCAAAUAUUUUCUCUCUGCUUUCUGUUUGGUUCUCGAUAAAGUUUUGAAACAAUGGAGUUGGAUCUUUCACCGAAAUUGGCGAAGAAGAUGUACGGAGGAGAGGGCGGAUCGUACUUCUCGUGGUGCCCGGAGGAGCUUCCGAUGCUCCGUGAGGGCAACAUUGGCGCCGCCAAGCUCGAUCUCGAGAAGUACGGAUUCGCUCUUCCUCGUUACUCCGAUUCCUCCAAAGUCGCUUAUGUUCUUCAAGGUGCGGGGACAGCGGGGAUAGUCCUGCCUGAGAAGGAGGAAAAAGUGAUCGCCAUCAAGAAGGGAGAUGCCAUUGCUCUUCCCUUUGGCGUGGUCACAUGGUGGUUCAACAGCGAAGACACUGAUCUAGUCGUGCUCUUCCUCGGAGAGACCCACAAGGGCCACAAAGCUGGACAGUUCACCGACUUCUACCUCACCGGAUCUAAUGGCAUCUUCACUGGCUUCUCUCCUGAGUUCGUUGGCAGGGCCUGGGACCUUGACGAGAACACUGUCAAGACCCUCGUUGGCUCUCAGACCGGUAAGGGCAUUGUGAAGCUUGACGCUGGGUUCAAGAUGCCACAGCCCAAGGACGAAGACCGUAAUGGCUUUGUCUUGAACUGCUUGGAGGCACCUCUUGAUGUGGACAUCAAGAACGGAGGCAGGGUCGUGGUCUUGAACACGAAGAACCUCCCAUUGGUCGGCGAGGUUGGGUUUGGAGCUGAUCUUGUCCAGAUUGACGGUCACUCCAUGUGUUCUCCUGGCUUCUCCUGUGACUCAGCCCUUCAGGUCACGUACAUUGUGGGUGGUAGCGGUCGUGUCCAGGUCGUCGGGGCCGAUGGCAAGAGGGUCCUCGAGACACAUGUAAAGGCUGGCGCUUUGUUCAUUGUCCCGAGGUUCUUCGUUGUUUCGAAGAUCGCUGAUUCUGAUGGCAUGUCCUGGUUCUCCAUUGUCACCACCCCCGACCCGAUAUUCACCCACUUGGCAGGAAGGACAUCAGUGUGGAAGGCGUUGUCGCCGGAGGUUUUGCAGGCGGCGUUCAAGGUGGCGCCGGAAGUUGAGAAUGCGUUCCGUUCCAAGAGAACCUCCGAUGCCAUUUUCUUCCCUCCCAACUAAAACAAGAAGAGGAAGAAGAAGAAGAAGAAGCACACGGCCUGUUUUUUUUUAAUCUUUUGUUUUUUAUUUUUAGAUUAAGAGCAUUAAAGGAUUUGUUUUUUUUUUUUGUGAAUUUUCGUGUUUUUCCAUACAUGGUUUUUUGUGGGCCGGUGCUUGUUCCUUACUGCGUUGGAUACAAAUAAAUAAGAUAGUUUUUGUUUAGAAUUGGAAGAUCUUUUGGA
Tarenaya hassleriana is the source of this 1376-nucleotide messenger RNA. Its product is annotated as glutelin type-B 5. The record is from RefSeq and is a predicted model, not a curated record. The transcript is spliced from 3 exons. The coding region runs from base 88 to 1155 and encodes 355 amino acids. Gene Ontology annotation, molecular function: nutrient reservoir activity. NCBI's taxonomy places the organism in Eukaryota, Viridiplantae, Streptophyta, Magnoliopsida, Brassicales, Cleomaceae.